Molecule: messenger RNA, 8574 nt
Organism: Alosa alosa (allis shad)
Lineage: Eukaryota; Metazoa; Chordata; Actinopteri; Clupeiformes; Clupeidae
Gene: tjp1a
Product: tight junction protein 1a
Biological process (GO): cell-cell adhesion; positive regulation of blood-brain barrier permeability; establishment of endothelial intestinal barrier
Cellular component (GO): plasma membrane; bicellular tight junction
Molecular function (GO): cell adhesion molecule binding
Source: RefSeq, a predicted model, not a curated record
GCACGCUCACUCCCUACCUCACUGUCAGCCGUGGUGGUUGGAGGCAGCUGCUCUUGUUUGUCAGAGAGUUCCCUCUCUCUUCUCUCCUCUUUUCUCUCUCUCUCUCUCUCUCUCUUAUCUCUUCCUCUCCUCCCUUCUCGGCAUCUUUCUCUCUCUCCAUCACUCUCUCCCUCACUCUCUUCCUCCACUUCUCCAGUUUUUUUUUGCCUUGGGAGAGGAAGGGGGGCUGUUAGGCAAAGAGGGGCAACAACACAAAAGGAAAGAAGAAGUGCACCUCUUGGCAAGUGGGGCAAAAAAACAAUGUUCUCCCCCCCCGCCUGAAGACGCGCGGGUGGAUUAGGUGACUAUUCUGAGCCCUAAUAAGAUUAGUGUAUGUGUGUGUGUGUGUGUGUGUGUGUGUGAGAGAGAGCAGACAUGGGUCGUGGCGGCGUGGUACCUUUUGUUGAUCUCCCGCGGGAGCGCUCCUCCGUCUUGUCUGCUGGAUCCACCGCCGCUGAUGCUGCCGCUGCUGGGAAUGGCCAGCUGAUUCCGACUCGGAUGCCGCGCGAGGCUGGAGCAACGCGGGCGGAUGCCCGGGAAUAGAGACUGCCCGCUCGCUCGCUCGCCCGCACGCACGCACGCCCGCCCGCUCGUGUGUGUGUGUGCCGGUCGGCGUUGUCGUCGGCUCUGCCGCCGUCGCCGCUGACGCUUCCGCGGAGAGGAGCGGCUUUUUGCGCUCGCAUAGCCGCCGGUGGACAACAUGAAGUACCAGAAAUACAUCACUGUCAUGCAGAUGGCCAUGGGGGUGACGGCCUCCAACAAAGAUAUUAUCCCUCCCAAGAGGAUGCUGUGGGUUCCUCCUGACAUCCCCGGGGCUACAGGGCCCGCUAUUGUGAGUGUGUCCGGUGCUGCGGGCGCCGCCACUCUGGUGCCGUCCUCGGCCAUCUCCACGCUUUCGCUGAGCCAGAGCAACAAGCCAUCGCUGCGCCGCAUCAAGGGACGCAUCCACCGCAGCAAGAGCCUGGACAGCAUUGACCUGCUCGACUGCAAUAGUGCAAUGGAGGAAACAGUGAUAUGGGAACAGCACACAGUCACUCUUCAGAGGGCACCGGCUCUCGGGUUCGAAUCGCUAUUUGGGGCGGGGACAACCUCUACCUCCAGAGUGGGGGAGACGGCCCAUCACAUCUCAGAUGUGCUGACAGGAGGGCCAGCGGAGGGGCUCUUACAGGAAAAUGAUAGAGUGGUGAUGGUCAACGCUGUCUCCAUGGACAAUGUGGAACAUGCCUAUGCUGUGCAGCAGUUAAGGAAAAGCGGCAAAAAUGCCAAAAUAACGAUCCGGCGCAAGCGGAAGGUCCAGAUCCCGUGGGAGCCUGGCCGGCGACCGGGCGACGACAUGUCGGAGCCAGAGACCAGGAGAGGGACGAGGGAGGGAGUACAGCGGCCCGGGCUGCACUGGCCAGCUGGAAAGCCAGCGAGGCUCGGGACGGCACGCCAAGGGCAAUCUGGAGAGAACGGGCCACUGCCAAGGGACAGGAGCCAGCCAGUGGCCUCCAACACUCCACCAAUGCCCGCCAAGGUCACCUCGUCAAGUCCAAGAACACGAUCCGCCGAAGGUCCAGAUCCCGUGGUUCGCCACACCGCUGCACAUGUCGGAUGCUGGAGCCAGCGGAGGCUCGGGGACGGCACGCCGCGGCGAACGGAGAGAACGGGCCACGCCAAGGGGACAGGAGCCGCCACCAGUGCGGGUCUCCAACAUCGCCCCAGCCAGUCUCCGGCCAAGGUCACCCUCGUCAAGUCCCGCAAGAACGAAGAGUAUGGUCUGCGGUUGGCCAGCCACAUCUUUGUGAAGGACAUCUCCCCCGAGAGUCUGGCAGCACGAGAUGGCAACAUCCAGGAAGGAGACGUGGUGCUGAAGAUCAACGGCACGGUGACGGAGAACCUGUCCCUGAUCGACGCCAAGAAGCUGAUCGAGAGGUCAAAGGGCAAGCUAAAGAUGGUGGUCCAGCGGGACGAACGUGCCACGCUCCUCAACAUCCCUGACAUGGAUGACAGCAUUGCCUCCGCCAACUCCGACAGAGACGACAUCUCUGAGAUCCAUUCUCUGGCGUCUGACCACUCCCAUGACCGGACGCGUGGGGCGCGGUCUCGGUCUCCGGACAAGCGCUCCGAGCCCUCGGACCUCUCCAGACAGUCCCCUCAGCAGAUCAGCAAUGGCAGCCACAGGAGAAGCGAUGAGGACCGCAUGUCGUCCAAGCCAGGUGCGUCCACGCCCAUCAAAGGCUCGGAGGAGACGCUCCACUCACAGCCCAGUGAGCCGUCAGGGUCCAGAGACGAGAAGCAGAUCCCCCCACUGCCAGAGCCCAAGCCUGUGUAUGCCCAGCCUGGGCAGCCCGAUGUGGAUCUCCCCGUCAGUCCCUCCGAUGCCCCCGUGCCCAGUGCUGCCCAUGAUGACAGCAUCCUCAGGCCCAGUAUGAAGCUGGUGAAGUUUAAGAAGGGGGAGAGUGUGGGCCUGCGCCUAGCCGGAGGCAACGAUGUGGGCAUUUUUGUGGCAGGCGUUCUGGAGGACAGCCCCGCUGCAAAAGAGGGCCUUGAGGAGGGAGACCAGAUUCUCAGGGUAAACAAUGUUGACUUUGCGAACAUCAUCCGCGAGGAGGCGGUUCUGUUUCUGCUGGACCUGCCGCGGGGAGAAGAGGUCACCAUACUGGCCCAGAAGAAGAAGGACGUGUACCGGCGAAUCGUGGAGUCGGACGUGGGCGACUCCUUCUACAUCCGCACGCACUUCGAGUACGAGAAGGAGUCUCCGUACGGGCUGAGCUUCAACAAGGGUGAGGUGUUCCGCGUGGUCGACACACUCUACAACGGCAAGCUGGGCUCCUGGCUCGCCAUCCGCAUCGGCAAGAACCACCAGGAGGUGGAGAGGGGCAUCAUCCCCAACAAGAACAGGGCGGAGCAGUUGUCCAGUGUACAGUACACGCCUCAAGACUUCUACGGGCAUACAGGGCGGGACUUCUGGCGGUUCACAUGCCUAAGCAGCUCCAAGCGAAACCUGAGGAAGAGCCGGGAGGACCUGAGUGCCCAGCCCGUCCAGACCAAGUUCCCCGCCUAUGAGAGGGUCGUCCUGAGAGAGGCUGGUUUCCUCAGGCCAGUGGUCAUCUUUGGGCCCAUUGCUGACACGGCUCGAGAGAAGCUGUCCAGAGAAGUGCCUGAUCUGUUUGAGCUCGCCAAAACGCAGAACCAAGACGACACAGAAAAGAGCGAACCCCGCGACGCCGGCACCGACCAGCGCAGCUCCGGAAUCAUCCGCCUGCACACCAUCAAACAGAUAAUCGACAGGGAUAAACACGCAGUGCUGGACAUCACCCCUAACGCAGUGGACCGUCUGAACUACGCGCAGUGGUACCCCAUUGUGGUGUUCCUCAACCCCGACAGCAAACAGGGGGUGAAGAACAUGAGGAGCCGCCUGUGUCCCGAGUCACGCAAGAGCGCACGCAAGCUCUAUGAGAGGGCCCUCAAGCUGAGGAAGAACAACCACCACCUGUUCACAGCAACCAUCAACAUGAACAACAUGAAUGACGGAUGGUACGGUUCCCUGAAGGACACCAUCCAACAGCAACAGAACCAGCUUGUCUGGGUUUCAGAGGGCAAGCUUGACCGGCUGUCGUACCUGUCUCGCGCCGGGGCGAGAGUACAGCAUGUACAGCCGCGGACAACGCCGCCACCGCGAUCGACUGGGAGGACCCGAUGCAGGCGGCGCCCUACACCGACCAGGAGCUGGGCGAGGGCGGCUGAGCAGCAGGCGGACCGCCACGCCGCCCGGGCGACAGCUGACCGCAUCCUCGAGCCCGUGCAGCAGGACAUGGCCGUGCUGCAGCAGCCGCCGCCUGGAUACGCCGCCGUGGCCGCCGCUGCCGCCGCGCUGGCCGCCUACCCGCCGCCCACAGCAGAGCCGGCUGCUGCCGCGGCCCCUGUGCCGGUGGUGGAGCCGCUGGCCCAGACAGCGCCCCCUGCAGCUCGACACUCUCCAAGCGCCGCCAUCGCGACCGCCACCCCGGAACCCCCCUCCACCUCCACCGAGCCCCCCCCACCCGUCACUUCCACCACCAACUCCAACUCCAACUCCAGCCUCACCCUCCCCGAGGCUGGGCCAAUCAGGAGCAGCCCUGUCCCAGAGCUAGCCCCGCCCCCGGGUCACGAGCCCACCCAAACCGGGACGCCCGGGUCGGAACCAAAGGUGUCCUGCGCCGUCUCUCGCUCCGCUUGUAUGUACAAGAAGGAGAUCUACAGCAUGGACGAGCCAAUCAGGCCCAAGACGCGCGGCUACUACGACCCUCGCCUGGCGACGUAUGCUGACCAGCAGCAGCAGCAGCAGCCCCCGUGGCCAACUUAUGACCAGCCCCCUCCGCCACAGCGCCAGACGCCUCCCGCCGUCGCCCGUAGCAACAACUACGCCAACGUGGUGGACACGCCCGUGCCCGUACCCGAAGCCGGUAUCAGUGCCCUCGCCCACCGGGAGCUGUCCGGCAUGCCCAAAGGCAGCUGUGGCGCGGCGUCGGUCAGCCCUUGGCCGGUCAGUGGGAGCGGGCACGAGCCGGAAAACGACCCGGCCAUGCGGCCGCAGUCGGUGCUCACGCGCGUCAAGAUGUUCGAGAACAAGCGCUCCGUCUCUGUGGACCGAGCCCGCGACGCAGACAUGGCCAUGAGGCCGGUGGAUAUGGUGCCCAAGCCUGGCGUGGGGCCUGGUUCAGUCCCCAAAGCCAACUCUCUGAGUAACCUGGACCAGGAAAAGGCGUUCAGAAUGCCUGAGCCGCAGCAGCCCCAGUCGAGGGCAGUCGAUGACAUUGUGCGCUCCAACCACUACGACCCAGACGAGGACGAGGAGUACUACAGGAAGCAGCUGUCCUACUUCGACCGCCGCAGCUUCGACAAGCCCAGUCCUGCGCCCACCCCAGUCAACAAGCCCGACAAGAUCAGCUCUGCGCCGGGCAACUCCACCGGACCUCCACCAAUAAUGCCUAAGCCCACCUCGUUAGAUGCAGUGAGUCCACCCCCUGAUCCGCUGGCCUCGCCCAAAUCCAAACCCUCGGGUCGGGAGGACACGGUCCAUGGCAACUUCCUGCCCCAGAAGAGCUUUCCAGAAAAGUCCCCGGUCAACGGCACCGAGCCGCCCAAGACGCCCACCGGCUACAACCGCUUCGUGCCCAAGCCGUACACCACGUCGGCGCGUCCCUUCGAGCGCAAGUUCGACAGCCCCAAGUUCAACCACAACCUGUUGCCCAACGACAGCACGCAGGGCAAGGGAGAGAGCAGCGUGGGGGGGAAGAGCCCCGUCAACAACGUGGCCAAGCCGCACGGCUCCCCCCAGCCCCCCGACCACGACAGCGGCGUGGACACCUUCACCCGCACCAUGGACCACCGCAAGUACCCGCACAACAACAUCAACGCCGUGCCCAAAGCCAUCCCCGUCAGGUGAGAGGACAGCACUGACCACCACACGCUCUACCACCCGGGAAAAGCGCUGGAUGACUACUUUGCGACGAUGACGAGCACACGUGGUUGCCACGCAAGUAGGGCAUCUUCAUCUAACGGGCGCGCAGUUGAGUUCCAUCGAGACGGGCGUGAGCAUCAUCAUCCCGCAGGGGGCCAUCCCCGGCCAGUGAUCGACAGAAUCUACUUCAAGAUUGACAACAGCAUCUGCCCCCCGCUCGACAAGGAGAAAGGUGAAACCCUGCUGAGCCCCCUGGUGAUGUGCGGUCCUCACGGCCUGAAGUUCCUGAAGCCCGUGGAGCUGCGUCUUCCUCACUGUGCGUCUAUGACCCCUGAUGGUUGGUCUUUUGCUCUAAAAUCCUCCGACUCCUCGUCGGGUGACCCUAAGAGCUGGCAAAAUAAAGCCCUGCAGGGGGACCCUAACUACCUGGUGGGGGCCAACUGCGUGUCUGUGCUGAUCGACCAUUUCUGAGGAGGGAGACAGCCGGUCUGUUACUGAAUGUGUUCUCUGGAGAACCACGCAGAGGACAAGAGCUGCACUCCCAGAACACACACACACACACACACACACACACACAUGUACACACACACACACACAAUGGUCACUGCCCUGGAUUGCAGGAGGGUUGUGGGGAGGUGUGUUGCCCCCCUACCCCCUCCUCACUCCGCUGAAGAAUCUCCUCUCCUCGUUCCAGACAACGUUUACUGUAACCAUGGGAACGGGAGAGAAUGACUGUUCUCUGAAGUGCUGUUCUUUUUGUUCUUCGCUCCUUCUUUUUCUAAGUGCUCAUAGCGUAACCAGAACAUAAGUGAAACACACACACGCACGCACACACACAACACAAGAAAAGAAAGAAAAAAAAAUGUGCUUUGAUGGAAUGCAUGCUCGGUGUGUCACUGCAUAUUAAACAGUGUUUGGCCAAUUUUCAACUAAUCGUUAUGUUACAUUCGACAUGGUGUGCAAGGCUACAUGACCUUCUUCAGUUUAUACUAGAUAGGUAGUCACUAAAGACAUUACAGAGCAUAUUUAUACUAUAUAUGCACUGCAUAUAUGAUAUGAAUAUUAUAGUGAUUUUAUAGCAUUCUACUAUACUAGCUUUUUUCAUAUUUCACUUUCCCAUGAGAAAACACUGAUCAAGGAGGACUGUUUGCACACUCACACACACACACACACACACACACACACACACAGUGUGGACUUGUGAAGGAUUGAGACUUCAGUGCCAGACCAUAAUGCUGGAUCGGAGCUGGUGUUGAAAAAAAGCCCAGAGGUUGCUGGAACCUUCCAGAACACAAAGAAAAAGAAAGUGCAAGCAGAACCCGACGACUGACUGACUGAGAUGAGACCAAACCCCUCACUCACCCCUCACACACCAACGCCUCCGCCAAGAUGGACGCCACUUCUGGGACUGCCAGUCAGCCAGACCAGACCGGUGCACCAGAAUCAGCAUCCAUCUGUUCCCUUUCCUCUCUCUUUCUCUCUCUCUCUCUCUCUCUCUCUCUCUUUCUCUCUCCAAGACAAACCUGUCCUCCUUGCCUUUGAGGUCUUUAGUUUCACCGUUUUAUUUUUUUCUUUUUGUUUGUUUGUAUGUUUUUAUUUUCUUACAGCGAUCUACCUUCUGGCCUACCUUUUGUGGAGGAGUGCGCUCCUCUGCCGUAGCUCUCCUGAAGCCCGCUCUUCCUGCUGCUCCAGGGACUCGGCUGUCUUCGGCCCUGGAUCUCGCUAAGACCCAGACCCCUGAUCGUGCUAAGACCUAGGGCCCAGAUCUCACAAACACCUGGACCUGUCUCUCACACACCCGGGUCUAUCCAGAUCUUGCAUAAAAAAUCUCUCUCUCUCUCUCUCUCUUUCUCUCUCUUUCUCAUAAGACCCGGUUCUGGUUAAGAGCUAGGCUCAAAGCAGACGGGGGACCUGGGCCGAGUCCGGGCCGGAGUCGGCUGGCUCCUGGGCCGUGUCCUGAUCUAUGCAUGUGGUCCGGCUCGGACCGCUCGACACCACCACCCCACAGGCAGCCGGAUCUGGGUCUGGGCUCGCGCUUCCAGCACGCUGUGAUGCCUUAUCGCAACAUUACUACUACUAUUACUACUACUACUACUACUCACUUUUUCAGUACCAUUUACAGGAUGAAGUAUUUUUGUUUGUUUUGGUUUUUCUAAGUUAUGGUGGUGAUAGUGAUUACGACUGUGAUGAUGGUGAUGAUUAUGAAGAUGUUGAUGUUGCAUGGUGACACUGAUGAUGAAGGUUAAAUAUAAAUGAAGUCAUUGAAGUUGGAAUGUUCAACAGACAGUUCUUGGGAAAGAGUGCAGGAGUUCCUUCCUGCUGUGUAUACGACUUCAGAUAGAUUUUUUUUUUAAGAAAACAACUAUGGAAAGGUAUGCAGGAGGGGGGGUCGCUGCAGUGGCUGUACAUACUGCGAGUAUAUGGCCUUGGUUCUUGGUUUGUAAAUGAACUUUUUGUAAUGUCUUUAUUAUUUUGUAUAAAAUUUAGAGGAAGAAAAAAACAUCUCUUUAAAAAAUGAUUAUGCUUAUCUUUGUAUUCUGGUUAUACCCUCAGCCUUGGAACUUGUAACAGUAAAGUAAUACGACUACCUUUUCUACCAGCACAGACACACACACACACACACACACACACUCUCUGACACACACACACACUAUCUCUCUAUCUCUCUCUCUCACACACACAUACACUCUCUCCUCUCUCUCUCUAUCUCACACACACACACAUGCUAAAAUACAAACAUAACAUUUUUGAUGGUCACUACAACAGCCAACAAUAAAAAAAAAAUAAAACUCUUUAUAUGGUUAUUCACAGAAGAGGGAAGUGCUCAGAAUAAAAAAAGUGACACGAAUAAAAGUGUGUUCUUUCUGAACGUGUGCUAUAUAACCCUCCUCUUCCUCUCGUAUGUGAUACUGGAUGCUGUAUCGUGUGCCCUCAAAAGUAUUUUUGUACUAAUAGACAAUUUAUUAGGGCACACCAGUAUUAUUUUCUUUAGCUAAGAUAACACAGCUUCAAAUGGAUAUUAGCUCUUCACGUGUGGCUAACUUUUUUCUUUUUUUUUUCUCCCACACAAUUUAAGUAUACAACUGAAUUAAUAAAACAUUUUUAAAGUA